AGAACCGAGCGACGGCGCGAGGGCAGCGAUGGCAGCAGAGCACGCAGGUAAUGAAACUGCGUGCUCCUCGUCAAUUGCCGUAAUUAUGCCGCUCGUGUUUGUGAAAUUUGUAAAUCAUAAUCACUGCCGAAUGUUAGUGCAUGCAUUCAAGAAAGCGAAAGUUGACUCAAUCACUGCUCUGUUUCCGGACAUUAUUUCGAUGCAUUCCACCUGCCAUCACUUAUCCAUGGCUCUCUGGAUUGCUCACAACAUCAUAAUCCGAAACAAGCACGUGGAAAGGUGCCCCUCAACCGAUGCUGCUGCCACCCUGCUCGAUCUAUCACAUAUUCGCAUACACCAGCAAUCCGUCUGCUCUGUUGCCUGUGUCGAGUGAGCCGGGAACAAGCUGCUGCUCUGCGUGCCUCUACUCUCAUCCUCCCGUGGCCACCCCACCAGCCGGAUCACCAAGGGUACUGAUAAAAACAUGUCAACACCAUGAAUUUUGUUUAUUAUCUUCCCGCACAGCCCGAUUCUUCCGUUUUUUUUUCAUUGUAUCAUUAUAACCGAAUCUCUCCAAUUUUCUUUUAUAGCCCGUACUUGAGUGAGCGUUGAAGCUCCCGCCACCGCAUUCCUUCCAACUCUUUCCGUUCCAGAUAUUAGAUCAAUUAAUUACGCUCCUCCCAACCAACACGCGCACCUCGCGUGGUGCCAUUUCCUAAUCCUAUGCUCACAUUAUGUUUUUUGUUUUUGCACUAUUCCAUCCCUCUUAUCCGUAUCCCAAGUACACCUUUCAAUCUCAGUAUGCUUAGCAAAAAUAAGAUUACCGCACUCUGGUCGGCUCCGCCUACCUUGUCCAUGUCCCACAGCUGCCAUUCGCCUCGGCCCCCCUUUAUCUCAAGAGCUCACUCACCUUCAGCACGUGGCUGCGUUUCAUAACCGAGAUGAGAUGCGUCUUCGUGUCGUGUGUUAAUAGAAGCAACAUAAUAAGACGAAGUGUAGCUGAACCCGUUGCAGAGCUGAUGCGGGGACGACCGCUGUGACGAAACCUGACCCAAAUCUUGCGCUGAUAACCGUUCGUAACCAAAAAGCAGACCAAAAAAACACAUGCGUGCGUGCUGCCAUCUAUCGAGCACUGAGCAUUAAUUCAACGUUUCGGCCUUCACAACCAUUGAUGAACAAAAAUUACGCUUUAUUGGAGUGGCGCAGGCAAAAACAUCAUCUUGAUUCGGCCCCAUUUAUUGUCAUUCGAGUUAUAUUUCAGCUGACGUGACGCGAGUCGAUUUAUUGCGCCAUCCGGGACAGCCUAUAGUGUGUUUUUGUGUGCGUUGAUGGAGAAGAAUGCAUGGACACGUGUGUGCUUGUUGUUUGUUGCGCUUCUCUCACGACCGGGGUGGACAACCGAAAAGGGGGGACUACCGGUCGAGUGAGGGCGCGGCACGAAAUGUGUGUGGACGUGAGAGAGAUAUGCUACGACCCUUUACCGCUAUUACUAUGAGAAACGGUACCGGAAUCGGCAGCGCUUGAUGUGUUGUUAGGAUUCCAAUGUUUUCCCUAAAACAAUUGAAAAUUAUGUUUUUCAUUAGAUUUCCUGCCCCUUUUAUAUGAUUGGACUUUCAAAGAAUCACUAAAGUACGCAAAUAACAAGUAACCAACUUAGUAUAGAACAUAAAAUAAUUGUUGUUACUUUUGGAGGUCGUUUCGUCGGUGAUAACUGAAAACACGUGAUUUUGAAUGAGGAAUGAAUGCUGUACGUGUGCACACACUGCUGUUUUUAAUAGUUAGGUGCUAAAUCCAAUCUACGCCUUAUUUUUCUUAUGUCAAUGAAAAAAAUAUUCAGAGCUUGUAUAAAAUACAACGAUUUGGUACAGCAUCUUAGGUAAAGUACAAUUAAAACGCUUUAUGAGGCCCUUAGCAUAAAACUCAAUAAAUCCGCAAACGAGAACAUUGGAUCUUUUAUUUUGAUCAUCAACACUAUUUCAACACCAUCAAAUAACGUGGCCGCAUUGGCGUUCUAUUUGUUUCAUCUAUAAAUUGGGUUACGUACUUUUCAUGGAAAUGACUCGUUUGUCUUGUGUUUGUAUCACGAACGCAGACUCUGAACUAAUCGUUUAUUGGGUAAAAAACUUCUCUUUCAGUUUAAAACGUUCUUUUCCUAGGAGUUAUUUAUGAACAGUCCUGCUCCGCUCAGUAAUUAAUACCUUUUCUUAUUUUUUCUUCUUUCUUCUCUUCUUUUCUAUGUUCUUUAUCUUCAUACCUUAGAUCCUUCAUCGGUGGGCGACGUCUC
Messenger RNA from Armigeres subalbatus, 2263 nucleotides. RefSeq lists its product as uncharacterized. The transcript is spliced from 3 exons. The record is from RefSeq and is a predicted model, not a curated record. Lineage: Eukaryota; Metazoa; Arthropoda; Insecta; Diptera; Culicidae. Bases 29 to 373 code for a protein of 114 amino acids.